Notolabrus celidotus (New Zealand spotty) is the source of this 1730-nucleotide messenger RNA. RefSeq names its product prohibitin (gene phb1). The record is from RefSeq and is a predicted model, not a curated record. Gene Ontology annotation, cellular component: membrane; mitochondrion. Bases 140 to 955 code for a protein of 271 amino acids. NCBI's taxonomy places the organism in Eukaryota, Metazoa, Chordata, Actinopteri, Labriformes, Labridae. The transcript is spliced from 7 exons. Gene Ontology annotation, biological process: mitochondrion organization.
AGAAGAAACCAGUCUUUUGUCCAAUCAGAGGUUACGUCGUUACGUACACCGCGCAGGCGCUGUAGAGCCGAAAUUUCAUGUGUUGUACGUCGUGUCCGGUGGAGGUCAUACACAACUGCGUAAUACUGAGGUUGCUGUCAUGGCCAAGCUGUUUGAGUCGAUUGGGAAGUUGGGGCUGGCCCUCGCCGUUGGUGGAGGUGUUGUGAACUCUGCUCUUUUCAAUGUUGAUGCAGGGCACCAGGCUGUGAUAUUCGACCGCUUCAGAGGAGUGCAAGAUAUUGUCGUUGGUGAAGGGACCCACUUCCUCAUUCCCUGGGUACAGAAACCUAUCAUCUUUGAUUGUCGCUCCCGUCCACGCAACGUGCCUGUCAUCACAGGCAGCAAAGAUCUGCAGAAUGUAAACAUCACGUUGCGUAUCCUCUUCCGGCCGGUGACCAACCAGUUGCCACGUAUCUUCACCAGUAUCGGUGAGGACUACGAUGAAAGGGUGCUGCCAUCCAUCACCACAGAGGUCUUGAAGGCUGUAGUGGCUCGUUUUGAUGCUGGCGAGCUCAUCACCCAGAGAGAACUUGUAUCUCGGCAGGUUAGCGAGGACCUUAACGAAAGAGCCUCCACCUUCGGCCUCAUCUUGGAUGAUGUUUCACUGACACAUCUGACCUUUGGCAAGGAGUUCACAGAGGCUGUUGAGAUGAAGCAGGUCGCCCAGCAGGAGGCUGAGAGGGCCCGUUUCAUUGUAGAAAAGGCUGAGCAACAGAAACAGGCAGCCAUCAUCUCAGCGGAGGGAGAUUCCCAGGCUGCCUUGCUCAUCGCCAACUCCCUGAUGGAGGCUGGUGAUGGUCUGGUAGAGCUUCGUAAGCUGGAGGCAGCCGAGGACAUCGCUUUCCAGCUCGCACGCUCCCGCAACGUCACUUAUCUGCCCUCAGGACAGGGCACAUUGCUACAGUUGCCACAGUGAUAAAAUCUCACCUCGUGCCCAUCCGGCUCUCGCUGUCACCUGCCUUCACAGGGGCUGUGGAAGGGGUGGUUGGAGGAUUCAAUAAAGGACUUCUAACUUCACACACAUUUCCUCCACUCUUUCUAGUACCAUUUGUGGACUGGGCUCUUCUGACAGCAGCAUGGUGGGAGACACAGUGAGAGGUCUACAAUGGAUACAUUUAUGAAGUCCACCAGUGUGCGAAGAAGAAGUGGAGGGAAACAUAAAUAUAUAUAUAGCUCUUUGUUUUGAAAUUAAUUAAAGAUGCAGUAAAUUCUCCUAAAGUAUGUCUUUGCUACAUCGUAGCUCUGCAUGUAAUGAAAGCAACAGAUUGAUUUUCUUUAUCAAAGGAAAUUCGAGGGAUUCCUCUUAAGACAAAGAUGAUUAUAGUCGGUGAUGACUGCCAUCACUCAGCUUCUGUGGUUGGCCUGAGCAGUCUGACCAAAUCGUGUUAUUACAUAUAUUCAAUCUGCAAUGAUAGGCUGUCUUUUGGAUUCAAUGAUGUAACUGACUAAAGAUGGUUGAUUCAUUUGACUCUGACUCUCUGUGUUCUGAAGGAUUAAAUUGUUGAAAAAUCUGCUGUCCAGCUAAUAAUUUCUCUAUUACCACCCCUGAUCAGUAGGAACGUGCCUGUCUGAUAGUACAGGAUGUUCCUUCAUAAUUUACAGUUGUCGCUGUGUCUUUAGUGUGUGUGGAGCAACUGUAAGCCCCGUGUUUCAGAAAUGGCUCAACUCAAUAAAAAAAGCUGCCUUUCUAA